AUAUAUACGUUUGUUAUACGUAUACAUGACUAUUAAUCAACGACAUUCGUUAAAGCUGAUACCAUAGGUGUAAGAUAAACUCACUAAAACACUUACCGCGAUCUGGCUUACAAAAACACUUACCACUACCGGUGAUAUCGACCAAAGAUUUGCGGUAUUUAUAAUAAUUAUCUUUAAUUAAUGGAUCAGCAAAAACUGGUUUACUUAUGUAGCUCGGUUCAAUGUACAAUCAAAUCACUGCUAACUCAAAGACUUUCGUCUAGUUAUUUUAUAAGAAUUAACUCAGUAACUGAAUCUGAGUUCGUUAAAGAUUCGCUUUCUGUAUUACAAUCGAACGGUUUUGUUUUCAUUUUGAGUAAGAAAACUAUUAGGAGCACGUAUUGUCUAAACUUGCUCGGAAUGGCAGUUUCUUAUGACGUUCCUAUUAUUGCUGUUAGAAAAAUGGGAUAUGCAAAAGAUAGAGCAACAUUUAGACGCUUCCAAGAAGAAAUCGUCGAUAGAUCAAGACAGAAUGUUGUGGAGUUCAAUAGUCUUCAAGUAGUAACAACGCUUGAAAAAGUGUUGUGCACGCUAUACGAUCAUUCCUUAGCUUAUCACAAAAACGUCGCAGAACACUUUAUUGAAAAACUCUGUGAAAUGAUUGCCAAUUUUCCCAUAUGCCAAUAUAGAAGAAUAAAAGAGAAGGUUUGCAGUCAAAAAAUUAACGCCGAGAAAUGCAAAAACAAUACAAGUUCUUCUAAAUUUAAAGUUAAGCAAGAAACACACUCAAACUUAGUUUAUAGUAAAAAUAAGGAACAAUCGAGUCCAAAAAAAAAAAUAGAGAGCCCAAAAAAAAAAGAAAAAAAUAUUGACUUAGUUAUAACAAAACAAAAUGCAGCCAACAAGCAAGAAUGCGUAUUGAAUAAGAAACAAGUUCGAAGACAUUCAAGUCUUCCUCAAAUUAAAACAAACUACUUAGUAUCUGGACCAGGGGAACAUCCUAGCAUUUAUAUAUAUCCACCAUUAGUUUCACAAGACCAAUUGAACGUAAAAGGAUCUUGCACUUCUGAUGAAUUGGAUAUACACAUAUCAAGAAGAUGCUCAUCAAUUGAUCUAAGCGCUAUUUAAACCAUAUUCAAAGCGUUUUGAAAAGCAAACUAAAAUUGCUAUAGUAACGUUGAUUAGCAUUUUUUUAAUUUUAGAAAAAUAAUUAUUAGGAUACUUACUAAAAAAAAAAAUUAUUUUUAUAAAAGA
Hydra vulgaris (swiftwater hydra) is the source of this 1233-nucleotide messenger RNA. The record is from RefSeq and is a predicted model, not a curated record. Lineage: Eukaryota; Metazoa; Cnidaria; Hydrozoa; Anthoathecata; Hydridae.